Messenger RNA from Candida tropicalis MYA-3404, 2976 nucleotides. RefSeq lists its product as uncharacterized. The coding region runs from base 1 to 2976 and encodes 991 amino acids. The record is from RefSeq and is a predicted model, not a curated record. Lineage: Eukaryota; Fungi; Ascomycota; Pichiomycetes; Serinales; Debaryomycetaceae. The transcript has a single exon.
AUGGUCUUUGGGUUUAGUAAUUUAUUGGGUUCACCUCAAGGUACCGACAAGAAACCAUCAGGUUUAGAAUUUACUCCUAUAGGAAAAGGAGGUAGAGAUGAAUCAUCAUUCCAAGUGCUUCACACAUACCCAAAAGAUUAUUCUCCUUUGUCAACCAAUCGAAGAAGAUUAUUUCAACCACUAAAAGAAACCAACAAUAUUGCUCAUUACUCUCAAGAGUCUGGAUUAUUUGAUGAUACAGUUGAUGAUUUUGAAAGAGCAUAUCCACCUCGUCACCCUAUCCCGAAAAAACAAACAAGAUCUCCAGUAACAAGACGUGAUUUAAUUGCAAUCGAUAAUGCUGGGAUUGCAGCCAAACAACUGGAAGAAACAAUCAAGGAGUUAAUACUGGACAAUUAUGGGUGGAAGAUUAAGUAUAAAGAGCUUCGUCGAUCAUUGGAAAACAUGCCUCAGUUGGAAAGUGAUGUGAGGAAAGUGAAUAUUGAAUUAAAUGAAAAGAUAAGUACAUUAAAACUUGAGAUUCAACAAUUGAAACAAUCCAACCAGGAUUAUAUAAACCACAAGGAAAACUCUGAUGCAAACAGUAUCAUAGAGGAAAAAAAUCUUGCAAUUCAACAGCUUAAUGAUGAGAUAUACAAUUUGAAGCAGAAAUUAUCAACUCAACAGGGGGCUAACAAUUCAGUGAAUGAAUAUGAAGAGAUGGUAAGAGAUCUUCAAAUAGAACGCGAAGAAUUGUAUGGUAAGAUACAUGAACUUGAAGAUUAUAUGAGUCAUGCAGAAGUUGAAUUUGAUGAGCAGGAAAAGAAAUUCCAGUUAUUGCUGGAUGAACUUUCACGUUUACAACAACUUCAAACACAAGAGGUAUCCAAGGAUGCAGUUGAACAAAUACAUCGUUUGGAUGCGAAAUUGUUAGAACUGGAAGAGAAGAAUAAAGCACUAGAGGAGAAGAAUGCAGCCCUAGAAAUGAGGAUGUCCCAGGAAACAAGAGGUUUGGAAGCAGAUAUAAUUGGAAAAUCUCAGUUGAUAGAUCGUUUGCAACGUGAACUAGGAGAUUUACAGUCCAAUGGUAGUCAUCAAGAAGAAAGGCUUCGAAAGGAGUUGAGACAAGUUCGUGAUGAAGUACAAGAAAAACAACGUCUAAUCGAAUCUAUAAGGAAAGAAGAAGAUUUAAAGAAGAAGAAAUAUGAUUAUGAAAUUCAUGAAUUGAAUAAUAAGUGCCAGAAAUUGGUGUCUGAACUUGAACUGACACAACAUAAACUUAAUAACCACAAAGAAACUCAGAAUGAGGAAUUAACUAAAUUGCGUGACAAUAAUCGACAACUUAAGACUGAAUACGAUGAUAAGGUUGUCGAAAUGAUUGACAUGGGCAAUGAUUUAGCUGAACGUCUUGUACAAAUUGAAGUUUACGAAAAAGAAUUUGAGAAAGUCAAUGCUGAAUUGAAAGAUGCUUCCAGGAAAUUAGAGGCAACCGAAAGGGAGCUUCUGUCCAUGAAAGGUGCUAACGAAAUGUUAUCAAGAGAAUUGGACCAUAUGAAAGAUAUUGCACAUCGCUAUGAUGAAUUAAGACAGAAUUAUGAUUCCUAUCAAGUGUCUAAAUCCGAUGAAAUUUCUCAAUUGAAGUUAAAGAUAAGACAACAAGAAGAUGAAUUGGUUAGAUCACAUGAGAAUAUAGACAGAUUGAAACAUUCAGUCAUGGAUAAAAGCGAAUUGCAUACGGAUAAUGUCGAGCUUGCUAAUAAGCUAGAAUCAUCAUGGAAGGAAAUUGAAGAUUUACAAUCACAACUUCAUGAUUUGAAACUUAGCAACGCUAGUAAAGAACGUGAAUUUGAGCUCGAGAUUGAUUCCAAUAUCAGAGACUUGAAUAAUAAAAUUCUAGACUUGAAAGAAGAAAACUCUAGAUUGAAACAAAAAGUCCAAGCAACAAAUUACACCAGAGAAAUUUUUGAUGACAAUGUUGAAUUGGUCGACAAGGUUAAAGAGGCAGAAUUUGCUAGGGAAAGAGCAGAAAAGAAAUUGGCUAAAUUGGAAAAUGAAGUUACCGAAUUACUUGUUGAAUUAGACUCACAACAGAAAUAUUCCUUAGAUGAUACUUACGUUGCUGAAUUGAAGAAUGAGAUUGUAAAACUUCGAAGCGCUGUCAAAAUUAGUGAUGAUUAUAUUGAAGAGCUAGAGGCUAAGACGAAGAGUGCUGAACUAGAUCAAACUAAAUUGGAAAGACUAAAUCGUGAACUUGAAUCAUCAAGCAAUUUAGUCAAAUCCCAAGAAUCAAAAAUCAAAUAUUUGGAAACAGAAUUAGAGAAAGGCGCAGCUAAGUUAUCUGAACCCUCGGUUAUUCAAGAAUAUGUGGAAUUUCAAUUAAAGACUUGUCGCGAAGAUUUGGAAAAGGCAACUAAUGAGUUACAAGCUACCGAGGAAAAGUACAGUAAACAACUCAAGUUGUUACGAGAAGAGAAACAGAUUGUGGAAACAGAUUUUAUAAAGUCAAAGUCUACGAAUACUCAAUUACAAAUCGAAUUGGAAAAUACAAAAGAGGAAUUGCAAAAAAUGACUAAAAACUGUAAACGAUUGGCCAAAAAAGUUUGUGAAAAUAUGCAAGUUAGAAAGAAGUUAGAUACUCCUGGAUGGGUGCAGUUUCUUGAAAAUGAAAGUAUUUAUUUCCAAAGAAAGUUUAUGGAAGAGUUUACUAGAAAAACUGAUUACAAGUUCUUGUAUAACUAUACCUUGCGCUCAAUUAAAAACUCAACUAAACUAUUAAAUCUUCAGGAGAAUGAUACCAACUUGGUAAAAUUAGGAAUAUAUCCAGAAUAUGUUAACCAAGCUGAAGCGCAACGUCCGAAAUUGACAUUUGCUGGUUUAGCAAAAUUUGUUUUAGCCAGUGUAAGAAUUAGAAAAAGAACAAAAGACCAUCUUGCAGCUCUACGAGAUAUUCAACGUGUUAGAAGUGAUAUAGAUGUAGCUAGAAUAAAUUUCUCAUAA